Molecule: messenger RNA, 1572 nt
Organism: Pediculus humanus corporis (human body louse)
Lineage: Eukaryota; Metazoa; Arthropoda; Insecta; Psocodea; Pediculidae
Product: caspase-8, putative
Exons: 1
Coding region: 1-1572 (523 amino acids)
Biological process (GO): proteolysis
Molecular function (GO): cysteine-type endopeptidase activity
Source: RefSeq, a predicted model, not a curated record
AUGGAUAAUCCGUUUUUGAAAGAAGGUUGGGAAAAGGAUUACGAGUUAAGAUCAACGUUAUCUGAAAUAACAAACCGUUUAAAACUAUGGGAUCAAAUCUCAUUGAUAUUUUUAAUGUGCAAAUCACCGGAAUAUGCGUUAAUUACAAUGAAACUCCUUUUCAAAGAAACUUCUCAUUCAUCUAGAAAUAAUUUAUUUUUUAAUUGGCUCAUGGAACAAAAUAUUUUCCAAAAUGAUUCUUGGAAAAUUUUAUUCUCUGAAUUUUUGACCAUAAUUCAACAUUAUCAAUCGAUUAAAUUAUUAGGAUAUGAUAAAAAUGAAAUGAAAAAAAAAUUUUUACCCAAGAACAAUCUAAAAGCUGAUUCUGUCUCGAAUAUAAGAAAAUUAUUAUAUAACAUUUGUGAAGAUCUCGAUAAAGAAGACACUCGCAGAUUAAUCGAAGCUAUGGAUUUAAAAAAUGAAAUCGAUUAUCAUAAUGAUGAUGACGAAAAGGGAUUCAAGUAUUUGGAAUAUAAAUUUUUACUUUGGAGCAAAUAUCGAGUGAUUAAUUUAAAUCCAGAUGAGAAUAUUAAUUUGGAUGCUUUAAUAAAAGUUUUAAAAUCGAUUAAUUUUUCAAAUUAUGUACCCGGCAUUGAAAUUAUAGUCGAGCAAAGUAAUAUAAACCUGAUACGAAAUAGUAUAGUUAUAAAGUCUGAUUUUCAACAUUCAGAAUGUUAUCCCAUAAUUAAAAAAAACAAUUUGGGAUAUUGUGUUAUAAUUAAUGAAAAAGUUUUUACAGAUUCAAAAUUUGACACAAGGUGGGGAACUGAAAAAGAUGUUGAAAGACUAGUCGAAGUUUUUAGCAAUUAUGGAUUUGAUAUUAGAAUACAUUACGAUUUAACAUUUGAUGAAUUAAUAACGACAUUAGAAUUUUAUACAAGAGCUAUUGAUAAAAAUCAUUCUGCAUUUAUUUUAAUUAUUUUAUCACAUGGUAGUGAAAAUGUUAUUUACACGUCAGAUUCGCAAGCGGUAGACAUGAACACAAUCGAAAUGGUAUUUCAAGCAGAGAUUUGUCCCAAUUUAAUUGGAAAACCUAAAAUAUUUAUUGUGCAAUCAUGUCAGGGAGAAAAAUGGCAAAAAAUGUGUAUGGAAAAUGAAAAUGGAAACAUUUUGAGAGAUGGAAUCAUUGCAUCUAAACAAAAAGAAGAAAUUUUUAUGGGACCACAAAGAGGGGAUUCCCUUAUUGCUUGGUCUACGGUUCAAGGUUUUGCCUCAUUUAGAGAUAAAUAUAAUGGAUCAUGGUACAUACAAGAAUUUUGUAAUGAAUUGUGGAGAUUUGGCGAUGUGGCUGAUUUAGUGGAAAUAUUCACCAGAGUCAACAAUAAUUUAAGGAGGAAAGUAUAUGAAAAUCAAUUUAUGGUUCCGAGUAUGUUAUUGUCACUGAGAGCAAAAGUAAAAUUUCCUCAUGUUGAAAAAAAUAAACAAAAUGCAAAAAGAAAAAUAUUAGAAAGGAUAAUAUUUGAAAAUGUUUUCGAAGAGUUUUUACUAAAAAAUGGUGACUUAAUUCGAUUAAAAAACUUAAUUAAGAAAUAA